This is a messenger RNA of Eptesicus fuscus (big brown bat), 343 nucleotides long. RefSeq names its product prothymosin alpha-like. NCBI's taxonomy places the organism in Eukaryota, Metazoa, Chordata, Mammalia, Chiroptera, Vespertilionidae. The record is from RefSeq and is a predicted model, not a curated record. Gene Ontology annotation, biological process: positive regulation of transcription by RNA polymerase II; negative regulation of apoptotic process. The transcript has a single exon. The coding region runs from base 29 to 343 and encodes 104 amino acids. Gene Ontology annotation, molecular function: histone binding. Gene Ontology annotation, cellular component: nucleus.
CUGCAUAGGAUCACCGGCGUGCCCCACCAUGUCAGACACGGCCGUGGACACCAGCUCCGAGAUCACCACCAAGGACUCCAAGGAGAAGAAGGAAGUUGUGGAGGAGGCAGAGAAUGGAAGCGAUGCACCUGCGGAUGGGAACACUCAUGAGGAAAAUGGGGAGCAGGAGGCUGACAGUGAGGUAGAUGAAGAAGAGGAAGAAGGAGGAGGAGAGGAGGAGGAGGAAGAGGAAGGCGAUGGUGAGGAAGAGGAUGGAGAUGAAGAUGAGGAGGCUGAGGCAGCUGAAGAUGAUGAGGAUGACAGUGUUGACACCAAGAAGCAGAAGACCGAUGAGGAUGACUAG